UUUCUGUUGAAGAACAACGGCCUGGGCCAGUGCAACAACUGAUUCGUGCAAAAUCCAGAUAAUGCGCAUGUGUGACCUGCGCAUACAAAGUACGCCUGCAGGCUACUGUUCUGUAAUUAAAUAUUGAUCAAGCUGGAGAUCAGAUUCUGUUUCAUUAUGGAUGACGCACAAACAUCUAGAGAUUUCUCCAGGAUGCAGCCAUGAAGUCCUCAAGAUGUUUAGAUCAAAUCUGAUGAAGAAGUUUGGGCGUCUGUAUGAGGGAACAGCAACACAGGGAAACCCAACACUCCUGAAUGAGAUCUACACAGAGCUCUACAUCACAGAGAGUGAGAGUGGAGAGUUCAGUAAUGAGCAUGAGGUGAGACAGAUUGAGACACAAUCCAGGAGAACAGCAACAGAGGACACAGCCAUCAAAUGCAAUGACAUCUUUAGACCUUUACCUGGACAAGACAAAGCCAUCAGAACUGUGCUGACAAAGGGAGUCGCUGGCAUUGGAAAAACAGUCUCUGUGCAGAAGUUCAUCCUGGACUGGACUGAAGGGAAAGAGAAUCAGGACGUCCAGUUUGUAUUUCCACUUCCUUUCAGAGAAAUCAACUUGAUGAAGGACAAAACAUUUAGUCUUUCAGAACUUCUUCAUGUAUUUUUCCCUGAAACUAAAGAAAUAGAAAUAUCCAGUCAUGAACAUAAGGUAUUAUUCAUCUUUGAUGGUCUUGAUGUGUGUCGUCUGUAUCUGGAUUUUCAGAGCAAUGUGAAGUUGUGUGAUGUAAGUGAAUCAGCCUCAGUGGACACGCUCCUCACGAACCUAAUUGUGGGGAAUCUGCUUCCCUCUGCUCUCAUCUGGAUCACCUCCAGACCAGCAGCAGCUGAUCUCGUCCCCUCUCAGUAUGUCCAUCGAGUGACAGAGGUACAAGGCUUCAAUGAGCCACAGAAGGAGGAAUACUUCAGGAAGAGAAUCAGUGAUCAGAGUCUGGCCGACAGGAUCAUCUCACACCUUAAGUCAUCAAGGAGUCUCUACAUCAUGUGCCACAUCCCAGUGUUCUGCUGGAUCUCAGCCGCUGUUCUAGAGAAGAUGUUGAGUCAAGCAGAGACUGGAGAGAUUCCCAAGACUCUCACUCAAAUGUACACACACUUCCUGAUCCUUCAGACCAACAUCAAACGUGAGAAGGACUAUGAGAAGAAGGUGACAGAUGAAGACAUGAUCCUCAAACUGGGAAGAUUGGCUUUUCAGCAAUUGGUGAAAGGCAAUGUGAUCUUCUAUGAGGAAGACCUGAGAGAGUGUGGCAUUGAUGUGACAGAAGCAUCAGUGUACUCAGGAUUGUGCACUCAGAUCUUCAGAGAGGAGUUUGGCUUGUAUCAGGGGAAAGUCUUCUGCUUUGUUCAUCUGAGUAUUCAGGAACAUCUAGCAGCUCUAUAUGCGCACCUCUCCUGGACAAACCACAACAGAAAUGUGUUUGACCAAAUCACCAAUCAGAGUUUGCAAUCUAAAGUUAUGGACUCAUUUAGAUUUCAACAUGUUUCAUUAUCUGAUCUGCAUCAGAGAGCUGUGGAUGAGGCUCUACAGAGUAAAAAUGGACAUCUGGAUCUUUUCCUGCGGUUUCUUCUGGGUUUGUCAAUGGAGUCUCAUCAGAUUAUCCUUCAAGGACUGAUGAAACAGACAAAAAGCAGAUCUGACAGCAGUGAGAAAACAGUUGAGUACAUCAAGAAAAAGAUCAGGACCACUGACUCUCCAGAGAAAUCCAUCAAUCUGUUUUACUGUCUGAAUGAACUGGGUGAUCAUUCACUAGUUGAGGAAAUACAACAGUAUCUGAAAUCUGGAACAAUAAAGGAAGCCAAGUUAUCUAAAUCUCUUUGGUCUGCUAUAGUUUUCGUGUUGUUGACAUCAGAGAAAAAGCUGGCUGAGUUUGAUAUUAGUAAAUUUGUUGGCGGAAACAAUGAAACGAACAAACUGGAGGUUUUUCAGAAGUUGCUGCCUGUGAUUAAAGAAUCCAGAUCAGUUCUGUUGUGUAAUUGUGGCAUCACAGAUGAAGGUUGUGCUGCUCUGGCUUCAGUUCUGAGAUCCAACCCCUCACACCUGAGACAACUGGAUCUGACUAGAAACAAACUAGGAGAUUCUGGAGUCACGCUGCUGUCUGCUGGACUAGAGGAUACCCACUGUAACCUGGAGAAACUGCGGUUGAGUUAUUGUGGCAUCACAGAUAAAGGUUGUGCUGCUCUGGCUUCAGCUCUGAGAUCAAACCCCUUACACCUGAGACAACUGGAUCUGUCUGGGAAUAAACUAGGGAAGUCAGUGAAUCUGCUCUCUGAUGUACUACUUCCUUACUGUACGCUGGAGAUACUGCGGUUGAGUGAUUGUGGCAUCACAGAUGAAGGUUUUGCUGCUCUGGCUUCAGAUCUGAGAUCAAACCCCUCACACCUGAGACAACUGGAUCUGAUUGGGAAUAAGCUAGGAAAUUCUGGAGUCGCGUUGCUGUCUGCUGUAUUGGAGGAUCCUCACUGUAAAAUGGAGAAACUGUGGUUAUGUAAUUGUGGCGUCACAAAUGAAGGUUGUGCUGCUCUGGCUUCAGCUCUGAGAUCAAACCCCUCAUACCUGAAACAUCUGGAUCUGACUGGGAAUAAACUACAAGAUACAGGAUUGAUGUUCAUCUGUUCUGUACUGGAGGAUCCUCACUGUAAACUGGAGACACUGUGGCUGAGUUAUUGUGGUGUCACAGAUGAAGGUUGCGCUGCUUUGGCUUCAGCUUUGAGAUCAAACCCCUCACAACUGACAGAACUGAAUCUGUCUUGGAAUAAGCUAGAAGAUUCUGGAGUCAUGCUGCUCUCUGCUGUACUGGAGGAUUCUCAGUGUAAACUGGAGAUACUGAGGUUGAGUUAUUGUGGCGUCACAGAAGAAGGUUGUGCUGCUCUGGCUUCAGCUCUGAGAUCAAACCCCUUACACCUGAAAGAACUGAAUCUGACUGGGAAUAAACUAGGAGAAUCAGGAGUGAAGUUACUCUCUGAUCUGAAGGAUGAUCCACAUGUUAAACUGGAGACAUUAGACUAUUGACUCUCAGUAUUUAGACGUCAGUCCAGUUUCCUCAGGAUCAGCUGAUGGUGAAGGAGCCACAGUCACAGUCACACAAUCAACACAGACUGAACAUACAGAGACACACAGCAUCAUACUCUCAUGUGUGUUGUGUUUCACUGAAAAUUAGCAAUUUGGAAUUGUUUUAAGUUCACUAGAUAUUGACUACAAUGUAGAUAUUGUAACACUCAAUACACACUGGUCACUUGGUCACUUCAUGCGUUUUCUCUGACUGGAUAGCUAUCUGAUCAUGAUAAACCAGGUGUAAAUGCCAUCUGAAACAUUUUCAAGAUGGAUUGAAAUCCAAUCACUCAAACCACUUUAGAAGAUGGUCUGGGAAGCAUUCCAGAUGAAACUCUGACAAGUGUAAAUGCAUCUGGUUGUUGAAACCACAUAUGUAAAUUUCACUCCUCCAAAUAUGUUAAAAAAAUAAAUGUGUGAAAGCAUGUUGUAGGUUAUAUGAUAUGUAUAGUCGGAUAUAAUACACUUUGCCAGAUUCGCCACAGAUGAGUAGCUGAGUAUCUCUUCAGAAAGCCGACAUGCAAAAUGUCUCAAAUGAAACUGAAAGUAUGUCGCAGACACUCAACACACAGUGAUCUUCAUUAAAAUGAUGCCGUGCUCUCUCCUGUUGUGGUCUUUGAUCUUAAAAUUAGCUGAUGAUGAAUCAGCUAAUAUCUGUUGCUUUAGUUGAUGUUAACUCCAUUAAAUCGGCAUAUAGCAUGGGAUUUGAAGAUCAGACUUACGUACAUUUUGCAGAGACACAUUUAUGUGGCCAGGUGUAAAUUAAACCAUUUAAAAAAAUUAGAUAGCCAUCCCAUUAGAGAAAAUGCUUGAAGUGAUCAGGUGUAAACAGGCCCUAAGUGAUCAAACCUCCCAUUUUAAUCAACAUGGACAUAAGUUAUUUAUUGUGCAAUACAAACAGGUUUUACUAUAAUGGGAGAAUGAAAUUCAUUUAUCAGUAUAAUCUUUGUUUGCCAAGUUUAAUUUGAGAAAAUCAAGAGUCUGACCAUUGUAAAUGUAUCUACACACCAUGAAAGUAUAUCGUUGCAGAAUUUUAGUGCAGUGGUUUUCAAACCCUGGGUUGCGUUCCUUUGGUGGGUCGUCAGGAUGAUUCAAGAAACAAGUAUAUAUGUAUGUAACCCAAGCUCAAGUUUCAGGGAGGAAGGAAGCCGAUUCCAUUGUGUAUCUGUCUUUCAGUGUUUCCCAUCUGGACAGCAUCAAAGGUUUCUAUUUACAAUGUGUUUUUGCAGCGUUGAACAUUGUAGCCGAUCACAGACAUAUCUGUUCAUUUCUGGGACACAAUGGCCAAUCAGAGGUGUUUCAGUUUGUUUUCAGUCAGAAUUCACUCAUUGGUCAAAAUGCCACUCAAAACGAGUUCAAGCUUUCAAAUCCUCUCAUUAUAACAAAUUGUUAACGCAAUGUAAAUAAGAGAUUAAUUGUGCAGUGUAGAGAGAUUCCUUCUUUAUAAUGGAAUUUUCUGAGAUCGCGAUAAUCUAUGAGAAGCUGUAACUCAUUUCAGUUUAUUAAUUUGUAACCGACCAUAGUGCGGUUACUUUAUUUUUAUUUUUGCCUUCGUUAUCAUCAUCAUCGAUGACUUUAAUUCGUGAAUUUGUGAAGUGAUUUAUUGUAUAAGUAUUGCAUCUUCUGAAUGAGUCCAGAAUGUCCCAAUCAAAAACACAGGUGAGGAAAGCUAAGAAACUCAUAUGUAAGCUGAUGCAUUUGAAAAAUAAUGCAAUUACCAACAAUAAACACCAUACAAAUGAAAACUACCUAAUGUUAAUGAGUGAAAUUUUGAUCUGUGAAGCUUUGGGUGUGUUGAUGGAAGCGGUCUACUGAAUCUAUGCUUUGAUCAUUGUCCUGAAUAUGAG
This is a messenger RNA of Labeo rohita (rohu), 4929 nucleotides long. RefSeq names its product NACHT, LRR and PYD domains-containing protein 12. Gene Ontology annotation, molecular function: protein binding. The coding region runs from base 161 to 3043 and encodes 960 amino acids. The record is from RefSeq and is a predicted model, not a curated record. Lineage: Eukaryota; Metazoa; Chordata; Actinopteri; Cypriniformes; Cyprinidae. The transcript has 10 exons.